GCAGCCGAGAAGCACAGGGGCAGCACAGGGGCAGCACAGAGGCUGAUUGCCUCAUCAUCAAACCAUGGAUGGUAAUGUGUUCCUAGAUAACAUCAGCGAUGGAAUGGAGCGUGCAUUCGCCUACCACUCGUCCUUCCGCAACCCCGCCCUGACCGGCUCGCUGCUCGCCAACACGGCCGUCUUCGUGGCGUGGCGGCUGGGCGCCAGGCGGCGCAUGCCGCACAUCAUCAACUCCCUCUCUCGCCACUUUAUCUGCUCGCCAGAGGCACUCAAGAAUGGCCGGUACCACACGCUGGUGACCUGCGGCUUCAGCCACAUCACCCUCCCACACUUCCUCGUCAAUGCAUGGGCCCUGGAUCUGUUCGGUACCGUGAAUGAGAAACACGCAUACAUGCAGAAAAAUGUGUGUGCAUCUGUGUCUGUCCGCAGGUCGUUCGGUGGCUUCUGAUUUGUCCACGCGCGACUUUCUGGCGCUGUACGGCCUGUCGAGUGCGGCAGCGGCACUGGUGCAGGUGAGAACGUCCGGGAUGCCCGUGGCAGGCGCCUCGGGCAUGGUCAUGGCCCUGUCGAUGGUCGUGGCGUGUCUGCGGCCGCGUGAGUCCUACAUCGUGAUAUUCCCCCUACCAGCACUCUCCCUGACGGCCCUGCAGCUGUCAGACCUGUCAGUGGGCAUCAAUCUGCUGAUGCACUACUACACGAGGUGGCGCCUGGGGGGUGGCGGAUAUCGCGUGGGUGGGCGGGGUGGCAUGCAGGCCUUCGUGACGAUAGCGUGGGCGGGUCACCUGGCUGGCUGCAUGAGUGGGUUGGGCUUCGUCUACUGGAAGCGCCUGGUCGAGGGAAGCAACAAAUACUUCGACUGGAUCAACCUCCACCAACAAUUCUUCUGGUACGUGGAUAUAUACACCGACAUAUCAACGGCAAGCCGGGAGAGUCGUCCAUACGUGGGUGUGUGCACGUCUGCGUGUGUGUGUGUGUGUUUAGGUAUGACUGGCGUGUGUCGUUUCUCAACUUCGGGUCCUCGUGUCGCCAGUUCCUUUUGAGGUGUCAGCUGCGGCAGGAGACGCUCAGCAAGGCCGAGAGGCGGCUGCUGGAGGGGGAACUGGACAGACUCAAGACGGAACAAGCACUCCGGAGAAGACUGCAGGGGGCGGAUGGUGGCGUACCGAGGACGAUGGGCGGCGGGGGGUGGUUCGGAUAGAGAAGGGAGGGAGGGGUGUGUACAGAUGGGUGGGUGGAUUGAUUAAUGUCGGUCUGUCUCGCGUGUUGUUUAUCGUGACUGACGGAAUGAGGAGUGAAGGCAUUCAUUCAUGUACAACGGCACGUGCAACCAUCAGAUCAAGUCCUUGUGAGUGCG
Molecule: messenger RNA, 1354 nt
Organism: Vitrella brassicaformis
Lineage: Eukaryota; Vitrellaceae
Source: the annotation of a GenBank genome assembly